CAUCCCCCCCCCCUCCCCCAAAAAAAAGAAGCCCUCCGGGGGUCUCCCACCCCCCCCCCCAUGGACGCCCCCCACCACCCCCCCCCGCGAUGGACGCCCACCCCGUUUGGGGGUCCCAGCACGGAGCAGAGGCGGUUGCGGUUCCGGCAGUUCCGUUAUCAGGAGGCUGCGGGGCCCCGCGCUGUGUGUUGGAGGCUUCGGGAGCUCUCCCGGCGUUGGCUUCGCCCGGAACGGAGGAGCAAAGAGCAGAUCCUGGAGCUGUUGGUUCUCGAGCAGUUCCUCAGCAUCCUUCCCGAGGAGAUCCAGAGUUGGGUGUGGGUACGGCACCCCCAGAGCUGCGCGCAGGCGGUGGCGUUGGCUGAGAGCUUCCAGACGGGAUGGGAGAAGCAGGUGACGGUGCGUGUGAAGCUGGAGGAGGUGCCCCCAGGGAACACGGAGGACCCCGAGGUGGUGCUGGACCCCCCCAGCCCCCCACCAGAGCCCACUGGUGAUGAGUGGUGGGAGGGCAAUGGCAGGUCGGACCCUGAGGAGGAGGAGGAGGAAGAGGAGGAAGAGAGAAGUUUGCAGGAAACAGCAGGUCCCACCGCAGCCAGCACAGAGCCAGAGGACCCCAUUCUGACAACCCAAGACCCCCCACAUCCCCCCAGCAUCCCCCAAGGAGGCCCCACCACCAGGACUCCCACGCAGACCGAGACCCAUCGCCGCCCCAGAGCGAUCCCAAAGGAUCCCACUGCCUUCCCACCGCCCCAAACACCACCCAGACCAACGGAGGACACCGGGAACACUGAGAAACCAUGGGCGAAACCACCAGAACACGGCAAGGAGCGUCCCUACCCAUGUGGGGAAUGCGGGAAGACCUUCGGCCGCCUGACCCACUUGAAGACCCACCAGCGGACCCACACCGGGGUGAAGCCCUACGCCUGCGGCGCGUGCGGCAAAAGCUUCGGCCACCUCUCCACUCUCACCACCCACCAGCGGCUGCACACCGGCGAGCGGCCCUACGCCUGCGGGGCAUGCGGGAAGACCUUCACCAACCCAUCGGACCUCAACAAGCACCAGAGGUCGCACACGGGAGAGCGGCCCUACCCCUGCGCCGCGUGCGGGAAGCGCUUCAGCCAGCAGUCCAACCUCACCAUGCACCAGCGCAGCCACACCGAGGAGCGGCCGUACCCCUGCGGGGUCUGUGGGAAGAGCUUCAAGUACCUGGCGGACCUGACGGUGCACGAGCGCUCACACACGGGCGAGAGGCCCUUCCCCUGUGCUCAGUGUGGGAAGAGCUUCAGCAAUAAGUCCUCGCUCGCCCGGCAUACGCGGAUCCACGCGCGGGCGGCCACCAGGGACAAGUGAUGGUGGGUCGGUGGUGGGAUUGGGGGUCUGGGGGAGGUGAGGAGAGGAUGAUCCACCAGGAAUCGUUGUUGGGGUUGCAAGCAUAGCUAGGGGUGAAGAUGAGCUGAUUGUUGAGGCUCCGAGGAUGGUUGGCGACCUCCAAGGUAGCCCAGGAGGCCCUGAAGCUGCGCAGUACUGAAGAAGGGAUCCAAUUCUACGUGUUUGAAAACUUGGUAGACCCAGGAUACAACGACUUAGUCCCAGAGAAGAUGGAACAUGGGUGAGGGUGAAGAGGAGGUGAUGGCUGAUGUCCCUCGAGAGCUUGGUGGCUCCAGAACUUUGUUCCCUGGACCCAGAGGAGAUACAACACGGACGAAGGUGAAGAUGACCUGAUGUCUCCCAUGAGCCUGGUGGCUCCAUGAUGCAGCUCACUGGUCCCAGAGGAGAUGUAACGUGGUUGUGGACCAUCAGAAGAUGAUCUGAUGGUUGAUGUUCUCCAUGAAUUUGGUAUGUGACUCCUUUAGUCUCAGAGGAGACAGAAAAUGGAUGAGGCUGAAGGCGAGCUGAUAGUUUAUGUCCUCCUAAGUGCUUGGUGACUUCAAAACUUUGUUCCCUGGAUCCAAAGGAGAUAAAACAUGAAUGAAGGUGACAACAAGCUGAUGGUUGAUGUCUUCCAAGAGCCUGGUAGCCCCAAAACAUGUCUCCUUUGUCCCAGAGAUGUAAUGGAUGAGGGUGAAGAGCUGAUGGUUGAUGUCCCUCAAGAUGGAUGAAGGUGGCAAUGAACUGACAGUUGAUGUCUUUUAUGAGCCUGGUGGCUCCAGGACUCGAUUCUUUAGUCCUAGAGGAGAUUCAAUACGGAUGAGGGUGAAGGUUGAUGUCCUUCAAGAUCUUGGUGGCUCCAAAAUCUGGUUUUCUGGUCCCAGAGGACCAUCCAGCAUGGAUGAAAUGUCUGAUGGAUGAUGUCUGCCAUGAGUUCUUUGGUCUCACCUCCACACACCCCCCCCUCAUCUCCACCACCAGGACACCCCAUCCCCUCCAGCUGAGCAUUUCCAGACAAAUCCUACUGUUUUUCCCCCCCAGUAUUUAUUCAUUGUCACUACUGCAGCGAGUGACAUCCUCCUCCCCAGGCCUUAACGCUCCAGCACCGACCUACCUCAUGGACCACUUGACAUGCCCAGGGCUCCACGCCUCCUCCCUACGGGUUCACCCCGCUUUCUCCCCUCCCCAUGGCUAUAACAAAAGUUUUACCCAUUUCUCUGCA
Gallus gallus (chicken) is the source of this 2587-nucleotide messenger RNA. RefSeq names its product zinc finger protein 629-like. Lineage: Eukaryota; Metazoa; Chordata; Aves; Galliformes; Phasianidae. Gene Ontology annotation, biological process: regulation of transcription by RNA polymerase II. Gene Ontology annotation, molecular function: RNA polymerase II cis-regulatory region sequence-specific DNA binding; DNA-binding transcription factor activity, RNA polymerase II-specific. The coding region runs from base 61 to 1347 and encodes 428 amino acids. The transcript is spliced from 3 exons. The record is from RefSeq and is a predicted model, not a curated record.